This is a messenger RNA of Penicillium waksmanii, 1149 nucleotides long. RefSeq names its product rRNA-processing protein LAS1. Lineage: Eukaryota; Fungi; Ascomycota; Eurotiomycetes; Eurotiales; Aspergillaceae. Bases 1 to 1149 code for a protein of 382 amino acids. Gene Ontology annotation, cellular component: Las1 complex; preribosome, large subunit precursor. Gene Ontology annotation, molecular function: endonuclease activity. The record is from RefSeq and is a predicted model, not a curated record. The transcript has 5 exons. Gene Ontology annotation, biological process: maturation of LSU-rRNA; maturation of 5.8S rRNA.
AUGGCCAAGGUCAUCUUCACCGCUUGGAAAGACCAAUCGCAAUUACUUGACGUGCGAAGCAAGUUCUACCCGUCAGCUUCAUAUGAAGGCCCUGACUUGCGCUCACACGCCUGUGCCACAGUUGAGGCAUGGAAGCUGCGUGGCAAUGUUCCGCAUCAUGUUGAAGCAACUGCGCUGCUGACAGACGCGAUUCUUCACGACGAUGCCCAGCACAACUCGAUUUUCUCCAUUCGGGCCACUUACUCGGCGGCCUUUUGUCGAUUCGUGACCGGUCUUGUGGACUCGAAAAUCCAGGGCCCGCGCAAGACCAUGUUUCAACGUGCUGUUGACCUGGGGUUGCCUGCCUCAUUUGUGGAAUUACGCCAUGAGGCAACUCACCGGGAACCCCCGUCACUAGUUGUGCUGCGUAAGGCCUCACAGCGGUCCCUCGAAUGGCUUUGGGACAACUACUGGGCCGGAAUCGACGAGCUGGGUGACGUGCCAAUGAUUGAACGCAACGAUAUUGCUUCCAUCGGGUCUGCCCUGGGUGAUAUCCUGCGGAAAUAUUCAACUGAAUCGGAGCAAUCGCAAAAGAAGCGGAAGCGGGAUGAGGAUGAUGCACUUGCAAGCCAACUCAUUUCGACAUGCGCUGCGUCUGAUGAAGGGGUGAAAUUGCUGCCUGCUGUUCUGUUGGAAGAGUCUGUGUUGAUUGAUUCUGAACGACAACUCGGAGAGUCCUUAAAUAAGGCAUUCAAGCAUUGGGAUCCCGUCCUUUUGAAAAUAACUGAAAGCAGUUCUUCUUUCUUCACUCAUUUUGCCGAAGCGCUGGUAAACAGACUGGCCUUCGAUCCCGCAAUUGAAUCACCGCAGAAUGCAUACGCAGAAGCACUAUACUUAUGGCUAGACCAUAUAUCGACCUCUUAUGUUCUGAGUGCCUGUGAACAAUGCUCUAGCCACUGGACUCAGACGCUUAGCAAGGAACUGGAGAAGAAGGGCAAGGCUACCAAAGUUGCUCCGGUCACAAUCGGCAACUCUUCCAAGUUGAAGAGAACAUCAUCCAAGAGCUCCAUGCAUGUCGAGACUAACAUAUCAUCGAAGCUCAGCGGGCAUGGAUGGGAACCUCUUCAAAAGUGGGACAGUCGGCCUUUGGGGAUAUCUUCAAUCAACUAG